GUGGGCAGAAGUAUGAAUGUCGACUAUGUAAUGCGACUAUGCUGACGAGAAACGAAUAUUCAAAACAUCUUCAAGCACACGAGGAAUAUGUCAUCAUUUGUCCCAAAUGUGGGAAGAAAUUCUAUUCCCAAGGGGGAUUUCAACACCAUAAAAAUGUGCAUCAGCCUAAAUCUCAAUGUGAAAUUUGUAACAGUUCCUUUUCUUACAAGACUGGACUACGACAACACCAACAACAAUUCCACAGAGGUAGCCGUUAG
Messenger RNA from Loa loa (African eye worm), 257 nucleotides. Its product is annotated as zinc finger protein. Gene Ontology annotation, cellular component: chromosome. The record is from RefSeq and is a predicted model, not a curated record. The annotation marks the transcript as partial. Gene Ontology annotation, molecular function: chromatin insulator sequence binding. The transcript has a single exon. Lineage: Eukaryota; Metazoa; Nematoda; Chromadorea; Rhabditida; Onchocercidae. Gene Ontology annotation, biological process: regulation of transcription by RNA polymerase II.